Prorocentrum cordatum is the source of this 1158-nucleotide messenger RNA. The record is from the annotation of a GenBank genome assembly. Lineage: Eukaryota; Dinophyceae; Prorocentrales; Prorocentraceae.
AUGAUGGACAGCGGGAGCUGGGAAUUGGUUCUGCCGGCGUCCUGCGACGGCCUCCCCGCCGCCGCGGAGGGCAGCAGCUGCUGCGGCAAGGCGACGUGCCCGUCGGCCUCGUACAAGCUGACGAGCCACAGGCGCGACGCGGAGCGCCCCGAUUUGGGCGAGAUACCCUACCUGGGGGGCAGCUGCACAGUGCUGGACGGCUUCGACUCGGUGGGCCUCCCUGGGGCGGAGCCUCUCCCCGACGUCCCGGUCAGGGUCAUCGUGGAUCAUUCCAUACACUUCUUCAAGACCGCGAGCGCCCAGGCGAUAUUCGGCAUCUCCCCUGGAGAUCCUACGGGCGGCCCUAACAAGGUGUUGUCCGCGAUGGGCGUGGAGCGAUUUACCGUGUGCCUGGACCAGUCUGGAGAAGCUGGCGCCAUCUGGUUGAACGACAGUCCCAAGGCUUCUGCUGACAAAGCUUCGUGGAAAGAGGUGCGAUCUACAAUGAGGCAAUACUGGGGCACAUGGACGAGCGACUGGCAACUGGCCGGCGCGGGCGCAGCAGUGCCCCUGGGUUGCAUUGAGGAUGAUUGCGGCGUGAUCAUCGACACGGGGACUCCUUUGAUAAACUUGCCGCAGGCGAUGUACGACACCAUGGAAAAACACAUUCACGGCCGCGGGGUGGCCGAUUGCUCCGAUCUGUCAAAGUUCCCCACACUACGCUUCACGAUCGGCGACCAGGCGCUCGAGCUCUCUCCUGAGGCAUACGUUGCCGACGGCGGAGAGCGGCAGCCUGGAACAAGCCUCCUCGUGGCGGGCCUGCAAUUUCCGGCGAUGCCGAUGUCUUCGGAGGACCACAUGCUGUGGAAGUCCGGGAAGCCGUUCCGCCAGUGCGUGCUGCUGUUCGAGCACUAUGGCGAGGACGCGCAGAUGUGGGGAUACGGCCCGCUGGUCACGCUCGGGCUGCUGUCCCUCCGCGACUACAGGGUGCAGUUCGACCUCGGGGCCCGCAAGAUGCGCUUCGGGGAGGCCGCGGCCGACUGCAGCCAGCCGCAGAACAGGAGCCGCCUGGAGCGCCCCACGGGCGCUCGCCGGCUUCAGGCGGUGGUCCCCCACAAGCUGGCCCCCAGCCUGCUCGCGAGAGCCGGCGGGAAGGUCCUCGCGGCGUGGGCUGCCUAG